GGCGGAGCGACGAAGGUCUUCCCGGUCGACUUCCGCCGUGCUCCGUUUACGCAACAGAAACGGUUCGUCGGACGUCGCGGACACUCGUCGAGCAGAAAGCGAAGGCCCAAGGGGAAGAUGUUGCGCGUCGUAGCGAGUCGCGCGGCCUCAGCGGCGCGCACGGCGAUGGUACCGCGGGCGACGGUCACCGUCGUCGGCACGCGGAGCGUCAGGGCUGCCCACGGUGUCAAGGAGACCGAGGAGGAGUUUGACGAACGAUACGUAAAGUUCUUCAACCGCAACGACAUCGACCACUGGGAGAUUCGGAAGGCCAUGAACGAUCUGGCCGGUAUGGACAAUGUGCCGGAACCAAAAAUCAUAUGUGCAGCAUUGAGAGCUUGCAGAAGGUUGAACGACUUUGCGCUCGCCGUGAGGUUCCUAGAAACUGUAAAAGAUAAGACCGGUUCACACGUCCAGAAGAUUUAUCCAUACCUUCUUCAAGAGAUCAGACCUACUUUGGACGAGCUGGGUAUCAGCACGCCCGAGGAGUUGGGUCUCGACACCCCAGAAUUAGCCUGUGAAUCAGUGUACCACAUGUAAUGCAUUAAAAAUUUAUAUAAACAUUAGUAUUUAUGUUCUCGGCUGCUAUCGCAGAUAUACAUGAUGAGAAUGAUUCAUCGGUGACACAAAUUGUACGUGAAAUAUACUUUCCAUGUAACUGUCUCAUCAGCAGCACGUUGAAUAAACGGUUAUCGUUGUCUAUCGAAAUAACAUUUCUAUCGUUCAUGGGGAAGUAGGCGUAACUUGAAAAGUUGAAAAUAUAUAUACAGAGUGUGCU
This is a messenger RNA of Ooceraea biroi (clonal raider ant), 817 nucleotides long. RefSeq names its product Cytochrome c oxidase subunit 5A (gene COX5A). Gene Ontology annotation, biological process: mitochondrial electron transport, cytochrome c to oxygen. Gene Ontology annotation, cellular component: mitochondrial inner membrane; respiratory chain complex IV. Lineage: Eukaryota; Metazoa; Arthropoda; Insecta; Hymenoptera; Formicidae. The record is from RefSeq and is a predicted model, not a curated record.